Cryphonectria parasitica EP155 is the source of this 1668-nucleotide messenger RNA. RefSeq lists its product as uncharacterized. The transcript is spliced from 4 exons. Gene Ontology annotation, biological process: DNA-templated transcription; regulation of DNA-templated transcription. NCBI's taxonomy places the organism in Eukaryota, Fungi, Ascomycota, Sordariomycetes, Diaporthales, Cryphonectriaceae. The record is from RefSeq and is a predicted model, not a curated record. Gene Ontology annotation, molecular function: DNA binding; zinc ion binding; DNA-binding transcription factor activity, RNA polymerase II-specific. The annotation marks the transcript as partial.
AUGGGCAUUUCUGACAAAAUACACAUCAGAUGUAACCGUUGUCGCGAUCGUCGGUCUUACUGUUCAAAAGACCGACCAAAAUGCACAAGAUGUCAGGCAGGCCGCUUCAAAUGUGUCUAUGAGACCGCCAGAAAGAUCACUGUCAGCGAAGCAUACCUGAGACGCCUCGAAGCCAAGGUCAAAUUCUACGAAGGUACAAGGACUGCAUCCGUUCGAUCCUCAUCCUUUCAUGAGGAGGAUGACGAGAUCGAAGAUGACUUGUUGCUUCCAGAGGAGUUCACGCAGCUGAGUGUAGAGUCACCCAGAAGUACAUCCACAGGCUUCAAAGGCCCAGCGCAUUCGGACCACUUCCUCAAGAGUUUCGGCAAGGUCUCGCUGCUGCAGGACGAUGGAAGUCUAGAUCAGCAUGAAGAAUUCUACGACAGAGAGGCUCUCCCCUCUCGGCGCUUCUCGCAGAACAGUCAUAUCCGGCUACCUCCGAUGGACAUUGCCCGACAGCUCUACGCCGCGCAGUACACAUACAUUGGCACCAUCUUCGCCUGGACAGACCCAACUGCUUUUGAGUGUCUCAUGCAGGAGGCGUACCAGGGCCCUCCAGAUCUCGGCGACCUCAACUCUUGCCUGGUCCACUCAAAAUUGCUCGUCAUUCUGGCGUUUGGAAAGAUGUAUUCUGUCAACCAGUGGAUAGACUGGCAGGGUCCUCCUGGCUUUGACUACUUCACUCGCGCGCUGGAGCUUCUCCCCGAUGUGCACGAGGAAGGGUCUAUUCUAUUUGUCGAAACUCUUGCUCUCGUUGGCUACUUCAUGCAAAAUCUGAACAGGAGAGACGCCGCCUUCUUGUAUGUCGGCAUGGCCCUCAGGAUGGCUAUCACACUUGGCCUGCACCAGGAGUCAACCAACAGUGAGCUGGACGAUCUCACAAGAGAGCGCAGGAGACGUGUCUGGUGGAGUGUUUACAGCCUUGACCGCAUUCAGAGUGUCAAGUCUGGCAAUCCAAUCACCAUCUAUGAUGAAGACAUUGGCGUUUCUUUCCCUUCCAAGCUCCCGUGCGAGCCCGACUAUUCGGCUGCAGACGCCCUGGGAAAUUACACCAAGCUCUCUCAGAUCUGUGGCGAGAUCACCGUCAGCAUCUACCGCCGCACACCCAAGUCUGGGUUGACCUUGAUGGCCGCCGUCAAGAAGAUCAUCAUGGCCUUGUCCAAGUGGCACCAGGAGCUUCCCGAGGAGCUGCGUUUCGACCCAGCACGCCUGAGCAUCAGCCGAGAGUCCGUGUCGACACUUCUUCACUACUCACAGUGCAUCAACAUGACAGCGCGGCCGCUACUGUUCCACGUAGUGCAGAAGCGUCUCAAGGCAGGCCUGGCCGACAAGGAACGAGACUGGAGGGAGGGUCUCACGCAGACCACAGUCAGGGUUAUCGAGAUGUGUGUGGCUGCGUCCCAGGACACGAUUAACAUGAUGACCAUCGCUGCGCAGAAGAACCUCGUAGCCACCUAUGGCUACAUGGAUUCCGAACAUGCCUUUUCCGCCGCUAUCGUCCUCGUCAUGGUCUGCGUGGCGUUCCCUACCGAUCGGCAGAACACCAAUUCCAUGAACGCGGCCCUUGAGCUCCUUCGAGCCAUGUCGCAGAAGGGAAACAGCCACAUGGCGACCCGCUACGAUCUCUUG